Molecule: messenger RNA, 1985 nt
Organism: Coffea eugenioides
Lineage: Eukaryota; Viridiplantae; Streptophyta; Magnoliopsida; Gentianales; Rubiaceae
Product: COBRA-like protein 7
Exons: 2
Coding region: 1-1983 (660 amino acids)
Biological process (GO): cellulose microfibril organization
Cellular component (GO): membrane
Source: RefSeq, a predicted model, not a curated record
AUGGCCAAAAUUUUCAGUUUCUUGAAUCACAUAAUACUGCCGCUACUGAUAAUAAUCACAAUUUCACUUCCAACCUCAAUUUCUCAGCUUCAGGAGCCUACAAACACCCCAAAUGGUGUCUGCAAUGGAGUAGUGAUACAAUAUAAUUAUGACACGGGCUAUCAAAUCCCACCAACCCUUUUGCCAGGUGCCCCCGAUAAACAGCCCUACAGGUUUGAAUCCACCUUAACAGUUCUCAAUGCUGGGUUUGAAGAGCUCAAGAAUUGGAAGGUUUUCGUGGGAUUUCAGCAUAAUGAAUACUUGUACUCGGCCUCUGAGGCUGUGCUUGAUGAUGGUACUUCUUUACCGGGUAAUGUCAGCCAGGGUGCAGUUUUUUCAGGGUCUCCGGUGACUGACCUCAAGACAUCUGUGGAGACUGCUGGAGACCUUAAUCAGAUGAUGGCUCGGGUAGAAUUGGUAGGUACACAGUUUGGUGUUGCACCUCCUAAUGCUCCCCUGCCUUCUAAUCUUAGUCUUGCUAAUGAUGGCUACUUGUGCUCCGGUUCUAACAUGCCACAAGGAGUCAAUUUGACACAAGUCUGCUGCAUCAGAGACUUAAACGCAAGAUCCAACAUCACUACAGAACAGGAGUCACCCCUCCAAUCUGGUGAUAUAAGCAUAAUGUACGAUGUGACGAGUGCUUACGAAACAAAUUACUGGGCACAAGUCACAAUCUCCAAUGAGAACCCCAUUAGCAGACUAGAUUAUUGGAAGUUAACUUGGGAAUGGAUGAGGGAAGAAUUUAUCUAUCAAAUGAAAGGCGCUUAUCCAACUGUUCUUGAUACAAAAGAAUGCUUUUUUGGUGCACAGGGAGAGUACUACAAAGACCUUGAUUUUUCGAUUGCUGUGACUUGUGAAAGACGGCCAACAAUCAUUGAUCUCCCUCCUGACAGAACAAAUGAUACUAAACUUGGUAUGAUACCCUUUUGUUGUCGAAAUGGAUCACUCCUGCCACCAACAUUGGAUCCGACUAGGUCGAAAUCAGCGUUUGUAAUGCAAGUUUACAAAAUGAAGCCAGACUUGAAUAGGACUCAGAUAUAUCCUCCCAUGAACUGGAAGAUUAAUGGCACAUCUGGCCCUGAAUAUCAAUGUGGACAGCCGGUUCGAGUGAGCUCGAGCUUUUUCCCAAAUCCUCAAGGGCUAAGUUCCGACGUAUCAGCAGUUGCUAGUUGGCAAAUAGUAUGCAACAUUUCGCAAGCACAAACGCCCCAGAAGAAGCCAAAUUGUUGCGUAUCAUUUUCCUCAUUUUUCAAUGAUUCUGUCGUUCCAUGCAACACUUGCGCCUGUGGCUGCAACCUGAAUCCAAGCAAUAUGUGCAAUGCCACUGCACCAGCUCUUCUUCUACCUCCUGAUGCACUUCUAGUCCCAUUUGACAACCGAACUAAGAAAGCCAUUGAAUUCAGUAAACUAAAGCACCGCCAUUUGCCCAAUCCUCUGCCCUGUGGAGAUAACUGUGGAGUCAGCAUUAACUGGCACUUGCUUUCAGAUUUUGAAGAUGGCUGGACUGCAAGAAUUACGCUCUUCAACUGGGGAGACACAAGCAUUGCGGAUUGGUCUGCUGCAGUGGAACUGGAUAAAGCUAUGCCUGGCUUUGAGGCAGUCUAUUCAUUUAAUGGAACUAUUAUUCCUGAUUCUAACAAUACUCUAUUUUUAUAUGGCCAUCCAGGCUUAAACUACCUUGUUGCAGAAACGGAAGCACGCAAACCAAGGAAAGAUCCCCCAAUUCCUGGCUCGCAGCAGUCUGUGAUAUUAUUUACAAAGAAAAAGACACCCGGAAUUAAUGUGCCUCGUGGUGACGGAUUUCCCAGUAAAGUUUACUUCAAUGGGGAGGAGUGCUCUCUCCCUACAAGGCUUCCAAUUAGCUUCACUCACCGUUUGUCAGCAGCAUCCGCUAGUAUCACCAUCCUUCUGAGUCUGUUUGUUCUUAUGGCUGUGUUACAGUAGCU